Messenger RNA from Gongylonema pulchrum, 546 nucleotides. The record is from the annotation of a GenBank genome assembly. Lineage: Eukaryota; Metazoa; Nematoda; Chromadorea; Rhabditida; Gongylonematidae.
GCGCAUGAUAAAAAAGCGGCGUUGGAGGAGACGAGGCGAUACACAGUGCAAAGUCUUGCCAGUGUCGCGUAUCAGGUGAACACACUGGCACAUGCUCUGUUGCAUACACUGGACUUGCAAGGUGAUAAAAUCAGUAACAUGGCAUCACAGGUUUUGAAUGUGGCCGAAAUCAUUGCGAUCCAUAAGGAAAAAGUAGCCAGACGAGAAAUCGGUUUUUUGACAGUGAACAGGAGCGUACAGAAGCAGCCCAGAGUUACCGUUAUUGCGACACAGACAAUGGAUUUUCGACUGGAAGAUCCAUUAUCGUAUACAUUUCUUGUCGUGUUUAAGGAGCGUCCUCAGCGAUACCAGCAUACUCCAAUCGAUUAUACAAUUCUGGACGGAUUGGGUCAUGGUGCCAAAGUUUCGGACAAUCGGUUGUACGUGACGCGUGUGCCCUCAGCAGCCUCCGGUGGAAGCGUAAACGCACAUUAUCCCGUCUUCCCCAAUUAUGAACAGUUGUUGCCCAAAGCAAACAUCACCGCAACAGUAAGAUUUCUUUUUUAA